This is a messenger RNA of Cucurbita pepo subsp. pepo (vegetable marrow), 1145 nucleotides long. Lineage: Eukaryota; Viridiplantae; Streptophyta; Magnoliopsida; Cucurbitales; Cucurbitaceae. The record is from RefSeq and is a predicted model, not a curated record.
GCCCUACUCCUUAAGGCCCCAAGGCCUCUCUUUCUCCUCUUUUUCCCUUCGUUUCAGGGUAUUUGAUGAACAAGGCAUUGUCAUUAUCCUCCGCCGCCGCCGCCGGCAAGCGAGUUGCGCCGCUCGUCGGCAAUUUCCAGGGGAGUUUCAACAUGGAGCAAUUCUUCCGCCGGAAAGACAAGGUGGUUUUCGUCAUGGGUGCGACCGGAACGGGUAAAUCCCGAUUGGCUAUCGACUUAGCCACUCGUUUUCCGGCGGAAAUUGUCAACGCCGACAAGAUUCAAGUCUACGAAGGGCUUGACGUUGUCACUAACAAAGUCACCGACGAAGAACGCCGUGGAAUUACUCACCAUUUGUUGGGAUCGAUCGAUCCGUAUACAAAUUUCUCCUCCCAUGAUUUUACCCAUCAUGCUUCUGAUGCAAUUGAAUCGAUUUUGGCACGUGAUCGUCUUCCGAUCAUUGCUGGUGGCUCGAAUUCGUACAUUGAAGCUUUGGUUGAUGAUUAUUCCGAGUUUCGAUUUCGAUAUGAUUUCUGUUUUUUGUGGGUCGAUGUGUCGUUGCCGAUUCUUCAUAAUUUCGUCUCUGAUCGUGUUGAUCAGAUGGUCGAUGGCGGAUUUGUCGGAGAAGUGAGGGAGAUUUUUGAUCCGAAAGGAGAUUAUUCUUAUGGGAUUAAACGAGCCAUCGGAGUACCGGAAUUACACGACUAUUUGAAAGCAGAACGUGACGGCGCCGACGAGAGGACUUUGUCGAUUCUUCUUGAAUUGGCAAUCUCGAAGAUCAAGGACAACACUUGUCUAUUGGCUCUUCGACAAUGGCAGAAGAUUCGUCGCCUUCAAAAUAAACGAAAUUGGAAUCUCCAACGCCUCGACGCCACCGGUGCAUUUUUUACCGAAGGUGGAAACUCCCACCCCGUAUGGGAGAAAAACGUCAUCGAACCUAGCUCGAUGAUCGUAGAUAAAUUCCUCCACGAUGAUACCCGCCAUAUCACCACCACCAUCUUCUCACCGGAGCCGGUCCACCGCGCCGCCGCCGUAAGUCGUUAAAGUGAAGAAAAAAACUGCCUGGACCCCACAGAAUCUACACUCCACAUCAACUCGUUGACACAGUUCCCGCGUUCCACGUGGCAGGCUUCUGGUUUUACCUUU